Messenger RNA from Dichomitus squalens LYAD-421 SS1, 681 nucleotides. RefSeq lists its product as uncharacterized. The transcript is spliced from 4 exons. The record is from RefSeq and is a predicted model, not a curated record. Bases 1 to 681 code for a protein of 226 amino acids. NCBI's taxonomy places the organism in Eukaryota, Fungi, Basidiomycota, Agaricomycetes, Polyporales, Polyporaceae.
AUGAAAGCAUUUGUGGCGGUCGCAGACCUCCGAUUUGGACCGAUCACCACUAUCCGACGGAAGGGUGCACCUCCGAAGAAGAUUCCGUGGUCAGCAUUCAUGCUUUCGGAUGAUGAUUGGGAGCGCGUCAAUCUCUGCGGUAAAAUUCUAGAAGAUGCAAAUAGCUAUCAUCAGAUAUGUUCCACCACACGCUCGCCAACAUUGCAUCAGGUGAUCCCCACUAUCGAGCGCCUUGUCUCGAAGUGGGAGAAGAAGUCUCAGGACCCUGACUACGGGUUGUUUCAUGACGCUCUCAAAGCAGGUCUAUCGAAGCUUGACAAGUACUACAAGAGGCUGAACAAUGCAGACGUCUACAUCCUCGCCCUCCUCAUUCACCCCUACUACAAGUUUGAGUACAUAGAACACCAGUGGGGUGGAGAGGCCGAAUAUCUGGCUGAUGUGACAGCUGGCAUUCCAAACCCCCGGAACUGGGUCGCAUAUGCCCGUGAAGUUGUCGAAAAGGCUAUGCGGAAAUACUGGCUCAUUCGGUUCGGGCGUCUGACAGCAGAUGCUGCGAGACCAGGAGCUGAGGAAUUGUCUCCCACUGGGACUGAUUCAGACGAUGAGUAUGAUCGUGCAUGCCAAGCCACGCUGCGGCGUGGAGAGCCUGAGGACGGAUGGAAAUUGGAGCUCGAGAGCUAG